AUGGCGUUGGAAGAUUAUGAUGAUCUCAUGCUAAUUUGGACACGUCAGAGUGAGACUCUGAAAGAAACCUAUAGUGACUAUGUCCUUGCUGAUCUUAUAGAAUGUCAAGAUGAAGAAAAUAAGGCUGCUGUUUGUGAGGAUGGUGACACUGCAGUAGGAUUCAUGAGCUUGUGUUCUAAAGUAAAUGUUUCCUUGUUUCAAGAGUGUUUUGACUUAGGGCCUUUCCAUGGACUAUGUAAACCACAUCCUGAAGAUAUUCUCACAAUGCCACAGAAGCCAAGUAUUCAAGAAGGUUACAAGACUUUGGGAGAUCAGGGACUGUCUCUUUAUUUUUAUAUUGGGCAUGAUACAACAACACAUCUACAAGCCACCUUACUGCAAAUGGUGAAAAACAAUGAUGAUAAAAGCAAGCAAACAAGUCAAGAAACGGAGUCUGUUUCAUCUCGAAACUUUGAGCAUAUUCAUGAUGAGGAUGCAGCUGUGCAGAAGGAUGGAGCUGUUACCAUUUCCUGUACUGAACUGCCAUUAGGUGAUGUCAAAGAUUUCAAAGCCUCAGCAACACUUCUCCUUGAGACUGAAGAAAAAGGUGCUUUUCAUCCAGUGUACAGAGGAGCUUCAAAUGCUUUCCGUAUCCGUCUGUUUUGUAUUGAUGAGGAGCAUGAAACUAGAUCACUGGAUUUUUUGCAUUACGUUUUCAAGCUUUUUCCAGACAAGGACUUCUGUGUCAUCCUCGUGCCACAUCACGUACCAGAGUUCCACCUGAUCCAGAGUUUUGUUCGGGUUGUUCCUUUCUGUACUUCCAAACUUGGUCAUGAGCUUUAUGUGUUCCACCGUGCGGGAUUGCUCAAGUGAGUCAUGUGCCUCGUGACAACAGAUUGGGUCUUCUGA
Phaethon lepturus (White-tailed tropicbird) is the source of this 888-nucleotide messenger RNA. RefSeq lists its product as uncharacterized. The record is from RefSeq and is a predicted model, not a curated record. The transcript is spliced from 8 exons. Lineage: Eukaryota; Metazoa; Chordata; Aves; Phaethontiformes; Phaethontidae.